AUGAGCUUUGAUGAAGAUGGCUAUCCAAUAAAUAGACGUCAUAAUAUCGGUGUCACAGUGAAGAUCAACGAUGUCGAUAUCGACAACAGAUUUGUUGUGCCCUAUAAUCCACUGUUGUUAAUGAAAUAUCAAGCUCACAUAAAUCUCGAGUUCUGUAAUAAGUCAAACGUCAUUAAGUAUCUUUUUAAGUAUGUUAACAAGGGUCCGAAUCAGGUGACUGCAACUAUUGAAGAAACAUAUGAUGUUGGUGAAUCUUCUCAGGUGGUUGAUGAGAUCAAACAGUAUUAUGAUUGUCGUUAUUUGUCACCGUCUGAAUCCAUGUGGAGAAUUUUUGCUUUCGAUAUUCAUCAAAGAUGGCCGUCGGUACAGAGGUUGACUUUUCACUUGCCGAACCAGCAACAUGUUGUAUUCGAUGAUGCUGAUAGCACUACUCAUGUUUAUUUGCGCAACAAAGAUUUGUUGACGAUGUUUACGGGUUGGAUGAUGGCCAACAGGCGGUUUUUGGAGGGGCGGUCUCUAACAUAUGUUGAAUAUCCAGGCAAAUUUGUCUAUUGUUUGAGGAGCAGGGAGUGGAAGCCAAGACAGAGGGGAUUCUCAAUUGGAAGAUUGAGUUUUGCUCAUCCCUCAUCCGGUGAACUUUUCUACAUGCGGAUGCUUUUGAAUGUGCAGAGAGGUUGUACCAGUUUUCGAAGUAUAAGAACCGUGAAUGGUGUUACUUAUGAUACAUUUCAAGAGGCAUGUUCUGCCAUGGGAUUCUUGAUAGAUGAUAAGGAGUAUGUUUCUGCUAUUAAGGAAGUUGCCGAGUUAGCGUCAGCUGCACAGCUUAGGAGGCUUUUUGUGAUGUUGCUGCUAUCUGGUUCCAUGGGAAGACCUCUGUCAGUUUGGGAGCAAACUUGGUGUUAUUUGUCUGAUGAUAUUCUUUACCGCAGAAGACAUGAGCUGCAAUAUCCUGAUCUAACUAUGAGUCAGGACGAGUUGCAAACGUUUUGUUUGUUGGAGAUUGAAAAACUAUUGCAGAGUAAUGGAAAAUCAUUGAGAAAUUAUGCUAGCAUGCCGGUUCCUAAUAACUCUUUAGUCUCUCAAUUUAGCAAUUUGAUGCUGUUGCGUGAGUUACAGUAUGAUACUGUUUCUUUGUCUCGUGAGCACGAUGCAAAUAUCUUAAAAGUUUUGUCAGCUAGAUUGCGAUAUGAGAAAAAGAUUGUUAUAAAUGUUGCUUCUAGUGGUAUUGCUUCUCUGUUGUUACCUGGUGGUAAGACGGCGCAUUCUAUGUUCAAUAUUCCUGUUGAGCGGACUGAAGACACUGUUUGCCAGAUUAAGAAGGAUAGUCCAAAAGCUGAGGUAUUUCGAUUGGCCGAUUUGAUUAUUUGGGAUGAGGCACCGAUGACUAACAAAUUAGCAUUUGAAGCUCUCGAUAGGACGUUGCGUGAUAUAAUGGUUUUGGUCUCUGAUAGGAAUAAAGAUUUACCUUUUGGUGAGAAGGUGGUCAUUCUGGGUGGUGAUUUCAGGCAGGUCUUGCCAGUUAUUUCAAAAGGUUCGCGUGCUGAGAUUGUGAUGGCUUCCAUAAAUUCUUCUGCCAUUUGA
Molecule: messenger RNA, 1581 nt
Organism: Arachis ipaensis
Lineage: Eukaryota; Viridiplantae; Streptophyta; Magnoliopsida; Fabales; Fabaceae
Biological process (GO): telomere maintenance; DNA repair
Molecular function (GO): DNA helicase activity
Source: RefSeq, a predicted model, not a curated record